CUCUCGUUUCUUGUGGCGACCAUCGUCAGGGAUGUGUGUGUGUGAGGGUGAAGGGUGUGUGAGUGUGACUGUGUGUGUGUGUGUGUGUGUGUGUGCAUUUGAGUGGUGGUUAUUACAACUGUAAGGAUAUAUGAAUGAAGAAAGGCGAAGAGGAAGGAAAGGAAGGACGGAGGAGGAAAGCGGCAUUGAAGGGUGGAUCUGGAUUAACGUCGCUGCAGACAAAAAAAUCUGUCAUUUCCUCUGAGCUGCAGAGAUCUGAGAGGACAACAGAAGCCUCAUCACUCCAUCUUUGUUCCUGCAGAGGGAGGACUGAAGGAGGGAAGGAAGGAGUCGAGGACCAAAAGGGGGAAAGAAAGGAGGACUGAAACAAGGAAAAAAUAAUAGGAAGCAGGGAAGGAAAUAGGAUCGAAUCAGGGAAGGAGGGAGAGUGGGAGGAAGAGGGAGUCUGAGUCCUUGCUGGUCAUCAGGCUAACAUCACCUGAACUGUCUUGCUUCUGCUCUGAGGCUUCCUGGUUGAACUGAACAAGAUGUGAGCAGAUGUUACACGAGCCAGCGUGGGUGCUUUCCAGCUUUUAACCAGUCUUAAGGUCAUUAGGGAGUCAUGACAUCACAGGAGGAGGGAUCUUCAUUUAGGAGGUUUUUCCAAUACGUGGAGGACAGUGGACUUCGAAUAUACGAUGGUCUGGUGAUCCAAAACGCCUCCGACAUUGCUAGAGAGAGCGACCGCAUUCGCAACCAGACCAAUUGGACCUACCUGCAUGAAAAACACCAGAAAAAAAGACGGCAGGAAGAAAGCAUCAAGAGGAUUGGUGAGGAUGUUGCCGCGGCCUCGGAUGAGGCGUACUCUGGGAAACACUUCAGGAUGGGUUUCAUGACGAUGCCAGCUCCACAGGACCGAUUGCCCCCAGCCAGCCAGGGCUUCACCGUCAGAUCCCAGUCCCUCCACUCAGUGGGCGGAGGAGAAGAUGACUCCAGCAGCAGCCGCAAACAACCCCCACCCAAACCUAAGAGAGAUCCCAACACCAAAUUGAGCAGCAGCUCCGAAACUGUGGAUGGGGGUGGAGUUACAAGAAGAGACCACCAAGACACCAAAGAGAAGCUAGAACAGGCUGAAGCUCAAUGUUUCCUGCACUCUGAAGAUGCCUCCAAGAAGAUGCCUCCACCUAAACCCAAAAGGAAUCCCAACACUCAGCUCAGCACCUCCUUUGAUGAGUGCUACAUCCGUAACCAUGGCAACAAGAAGUCUUCCUUGCAGUGGGACAAAUCUUCAUCCCAAAGUCAGAGUCCAGCAUCCAGGGACACGGACGAUGAGGAGCCAGUUUACAUUGAGAUGGUGGGAAACAUCCUGCGAGGGCUGAAAGGUCAGGAAGCAGAGGAGGACGACCAGAACGAAUCGGUGUACGAGGAGAUGAAGUACCCAAUGCUGGAAGACUUUCUGCAGGACACGAAUGCUGCCAUCAUUGACCCUGAAGCUUGGUCAUCCCGCGGAUCACUCUGUGACAUUCCUCCACCUUUCCCAAAUCUCCUGACUCACCGCCCACCACUGCUCAUCUUCCCACCUGCCCCCGCUCAGUGCUCCCCAAACUCAGAUGAGUCCCCCCUCACCCCUUUGGACGUCACACGCCUCCCCAUGUUAGAAAACGUCUCCUACAGCAAGUCGGGCAGUGUUGAACAGCCGCAGAGCUCCACUCACUACCGCAAAGAACGAGACCGGGACGUGCCCUCCACUCACACCAUCACAUCUUCUGGUCGCUCCUCAGCUCCACCUCUCCCCUCCAGCCUUUACAAGUCAUCCAGCACCACACACGGUGGUCACGGUUACCCCCGCAGCCAGUCAGCAUGCCCAUCUCCUGUCAGCAUGGGACGCUCGCUAACACCUCUGAGCCUGAAGAGGCCACCACCGUAUGACACCCUGAUGGCAGGAGGAAGUAUGCCUCGCUCUUCAUCUUCAUCUUCAUCAUCUUCACACAGGGCAGGUGAAGGAGGGGCUAAACUCAGUAACUCCUCCUCCACACAUGGGUCCAUGCAGAACAUGUCCGUGAGGUCACAGACUCCAACAAGUCCACUAGACGAACUCAACAACCUGUUUGCAUCAGGUAGACAGGUGAUGAAGAGGGGGUCAGGAGGGAGGAAGAGCAGGGAGGGUGAAGGAGAUGGCAAGUCCAGACAUGACAGUAAAGACAGAGAUGGACAGUCGAGUCCGGUUUCCAGCAGGAUGGGGAGGUCAUCUGUCAGUCCCACCAUGAUGCUGACAGGAGGAGGAGAACCAAAGUCUGCGGGUAAGCUCGGCCGUUCAGCUUCGACUUCAGGAGUUCCUUCACCAGGUGGCACGCCACAUCGUCACCUGCAUGAGCCGCAUCACCUUGCCCUAAGCCAGAUGCCAUGGCUAUGUGGCGACGCCACCAUGAUGGAGAUGAUUGAGAAAAAGAGAGUUUUAUGUCGAGAGAUCAAAGCUCGUCAGCGGCCAGAUAAGAAUCUGUGCAAACAGGACAGUAUGCCCAUCUUGCCCAGCUGGAAGAGGAAGCAGCCACCGCCAUACUCGGCCUCGCCCACUGCCGCUGGCCACGCUGCCACCGUGUUCUGGGACACCGCCAUCUGAAAGACAAAUACUCGCACCAUGAAACACCCAGAACAGUGUUGUGUAAAACGGAGAAACACAGCAAUGAUGAUCAUGAUGAGGUUCCACCCUGCACUGAAUGCUUUAAUGUGAUCAAAGAUGCUUUUCCUUCCUUGUUUCACGAGAGCAAGAGCAGAGCCACUGCUGAAAGUCAUCUGACUAAACUUCUUUCUGCCCUUCUGAGCAUCUUCACUUUUUUACAUGAAAUCAAGUUAUACUGAAUCUAAUAGUCAUGAAAGAGCAAACGUUCUUCAGUUAUAUACAAAAACUGACAGGUGGAGCUGCUCCUCCUUGUGGUAUGUUUGUCACUUAAAGAAAGAACAUACCACAGUAAAGCUGCAGAUGUCCUGAUGUGUCCAGGUCCGUUCACCAUCAGAAGAAUAAUCAGAGAAAUCAGUCAAUCUGUGCAGAGGGCAGUAAUGCACACAGAGCCCUCUAGGAAGGAAGUUUCACCUCCAGGAAAAGGCACUGUCCAAAUCAGCGUCUUCACAGAGAAAGGGGGUGUGGUUUCCCAGUGAUCUGGAUAUUGAUUAGCCAAUCUGUUUCCUUGCAUGGGUUAAGCAGGAAGUUGCCCCUGGGGUUACCUGAUAAGCAGCGCUAGAAGGGCGUGGUCAUUCGGGUGUAGCAGAGCUUUCUGUCGUCUUUCUACUCGUUAUUUUUCUAUCUGUAAAAGACUCUGAUGUUUUUUUUAAGUCUGACAGUUGUGUAGCAGAAAAAGGUCAUUUAUAAAGUAUGUAACAAAAAGGCUGAAAAUGUUGCUUAAUCGUGUUUUUAUAUUUAAAACAUUAAAGGCUUGCUCAUCUGUGUGUGAAAGAAUUGUCAGGACGUGACCAUGUUUUAUAUGGAAAACACUUUUAUUCAGAUGAGAAAAGCUAUUUUGGAAAGAGAAUAUUUUGACAGGUUGUUUGUUCGUCUGCUCUCAUCAGCUGCCCCCGACUGUCGUCAACAACAGGGAGAGACAGCUUUGUCAGGGUCAAAGGUCACUUCUUUGGGGGCAGUAGAUGAUGAUGACGGUCUGCAGAAAGCUUUCGCUUGAUGAAUGCAGUUUAUUGAUCAUUGGUGAAUGAGCUGAUUGAUUAUCAUGAUGUCAAAUCAAAGCCCUGAAUCAAAGCAUUAUGGGAUAUCAGAUAAAUGUAAAUCAGCCUCAAGCCAUGUGGCGUCUGACUACAGACAAGAUGGAGGACAGGAAAUCAUGUGACAUCAGCAGCACCCGGCAUUUGAAGUCUUGGCUCACAGCAACCUCGCUCUUGUGUAACAGAGGAGCAUCUCAGCCGGGGUUAUAAUCCAGUCAUGUGACGUCUCCACCUCAGCUGAUUCUACAAACAUCAAAGUUUGACAGGAAUGAUGAGGGCCCGUUCCUCGUCGUCGUGCACGCCCCGCCUACUCGGCCACGUGUAAACGACCGCACGUGUCUUCCAGUUCUGAGGUCACGUGACUUCCUGUCUGCCACAGAGGUUAACCAUCUUGUCCGCAGCUGUUCUCGAAGCCGUGGGGAGAUUUCAUAUUUGGAUAUGCACACAAACUCUCACACUCGCUGUGAUCAAUACAGAGUGUGAUCGUGUCAUCUAUAGCGUCCUUGUUAACGAUUUGAUGCUUUUUGUUCCUGUAAUCAACCAAGUGCACUUCAGUUUGUAAAAGUCGAUAUUAAAAUAAAACUUUAUUAACUUGUCCUGAGAAAUUUUAAGAUUAAUCAAUGAACAGAAUCAGUGUCUGUGAAACAUACGAUUGAUCGUUCCCUCAGACUAUCAGUGAAAUGUUUAAAUCAUUGUAUCUGUUCCCACCGCACUCGGUGUCACUGAACGUUACACACCAGAACCACAGCAGGACAGAUUCUACUGCGAUCCCAUGAUGCUGACUGUAGCUGUGCAGCCAGGUAACAACGUGAUGAUGAUGAUGAUGUCCAUUCCCACAAAGACUUCCUGAGCUUGCUCAGUUUGUCUUCAUCCUUUCCUCUGUGCCAGAGUGUGAGCAGCCGUAGCACAGGCUGUAGCAUCAGCAGCCGGUCAGAGAGAGGGACCAACAUGUAAUCAGUACAUCAUCACUGUAUCACUAAAAGAUGACGGUACUGUAUGUAAGGUAAUUACAUACAUGUAAUGUCAUGUUGACCACUGCACUGAGGGAACAGUCACAUGACUUGAGAGUGUCACAUGACUCCUCCAUGCAACACGAAAAACUAAAAUAUUUUAUUCUUCAAGUGACGCCUGGUUUAAGGCUCGGGAUGAUGAUGUAAAGGUCAGUCACAUAAAAAUCAGGUCAGUGAAGACUCAUUUUGUCCACAUGAUGGCGCUGUUUCACUCUCAUUCGUGUACUUCACCUGUGGGCAGGUGUCUCUGUGACUGAGUAGAGUGCUGGCACUGAAUCAGGGUCCUGCUCCAGAAAGCAGCUUCAGUUAAAACUCCUGAAUGACGGUUAAACUCUGAGUCCGUUACUGUGGCAACAGACUCUGUGAACUUCACCUUUUCACUGGCAGGUGUUCUCUCUGACUCCGCCCCGAGUCCUUCAGCCCAACCAUUUGACUGACCUUCCAUUUCGUAGAAUAGCUGUCAGAGAUCAGAGCGAAGUUCGUACAAACACUUAUUUUUCACUGUAACCUCUGACCUUAACACAUUCUCAGUGGGUAUGCCAGACAGCAGGGAGUCCACAGCACUCACUCUGCAGGAUGGAUCCAAAUUGGAUCAGGAGCACGGAUUCAGACCGGAUCAGACCGAGGUUCGGUUCGGCUCUGUUUUGGAACUGUGUUCCCGAUUUAAACGUCUCUUCCUGAAAUGUUCAAACCGUGUCUGAGCGGCAUGCAGACAGCUCUAUAACAGAUGCUGUAGGCAAACUGGCUCUGAUCGUUGGAUUUAAGGUCAAAGGUCACAUCAGGUGAUCUAAAUCAAACUUUAUUCAGUCUGUGACGAUGACAGAGUGCUCUUUGUUGACUCUUUGCCCUGGUCUGUCAGGCUGAACAUACUCAGAGCUGAUUGGACCAGCUCGAAUCUUCUGGAACAGGAAGUUCAGAGUUUGCUGAAGCUGCUUCCUGGAUCAGGGUCCAGGUGAACGAGUUCAGGGUCUGUGUUUAUUUUUAUUGACUGUUGUGACACUGUGAUGAAAAUAAAUCUGAUUUUUAAUGAA
Messenger RNA from Pelmatolapia mariae (spotted tilapia), 5731 nucleotides. RefSeq names its product neuronal tyrosine-phosphorylated phosphoinositide-3-kinase adaptor 2a (gene nyap2a). The transcript has 8 exons. The coding region runs from base 602 to 2599 and encodes 665 amino acids. Gene Ontology annotation, biological process: neuron projection morphogenesis; phosphatidylinositol 3-kinase/protein kinase B signal transduction. Lineage: Eukaryota; Metazoa; Chordata; Actinopteri; Cichliformes; Cichlidae. The record is from RefSeq and is a predicted model, not a curated record.